UGUCAGCUAAAUCCGUUAUGACAAAUACCGUUAAUGAAAGACGGACAAUUGAAUCCUUGAAGGGGGAAUUUUGGCUACAAAUGGUUGACGAAACUGAAACAUAAGGUUAAUGUUUCUAUAUUGGACAUGGAAAAUAUCGUGUUGCAGCAGUACACAGGCCAAAACAAUGAACAAAUAUUUUGAGCUUCGAAAGUGAUUAAAAGCUACGUUUCGUAAUGUUACUGCACUUUCACGUAUGACUCUCUUGGGAAAAGAUGUGUGUACUGUUGACAUUGCAUAGGUAUGCAGAUAACUGUGUUUCCAGUAUUUCUUAUUUUCGCCUUGAUCCAUUAUGUCGUUGGGAACGCCCGGCUUACACAAACUCCACCUGGAAGAUCAUACGCAGUCGUCGGCGAUACAGUAAAAUUCAAUUGGAAUUACACAGUUGUUAACAAAGAAGUUGACUUUGGACCUUAUGUCUCAUCUCCAGUCUGGUAUUAUUAUAACCCUGAUGGACGUACUAAGUCGGUCAUAGCAGUUGAUGAUGGGCUGCGUGGUUGGAAGUGGACGAUAAGUCGACGAACGUGUCCACCAAGGCUGUUGUACCCUACAGUUCGCGUUAGCAAAGAGUCAGUUGCUACUUUGGUCAUUUCUAACGUAACAAAGAAUGACAGCGGAUGGUAUGGAAUAUCUUUGGUGCUAAGAAUAUCCCUUCAAUCACCAACAAAGUGGAACUUAUUGUUAUUGGUAAGUAUAGAUCAUUUUUUUAGUCCGGUUGUCUAUUAUUGAUGUGACCGUAGGUAGCUGUCAUCAUAUGUUUGUGGAUCUGUUUUUCGGUUCUCUCCUGUCCUUCGAGGGUUUUUCUCGUCU
Actinia tenebrosa (Australian red waratah sea anemone) is the source of this 849-nucleotide messenger RNA. Its product is annotated as immunoglobulin superfamily member 10-like. The record is from RefSeq and is a predicted model, not a curated record. Gene Ontology annotation, cellular component: plasma membrane. Gene Ontology annotation, biological process: homophilic cell-cell adhesion. Lineage: Eukaryota; Metazoa; Cnidaria; Anthozoa; Actiniaria; Actiniidae.